Messenger RNA from Fusarium graminearum PH-1, 1020 nucleotides. RefSeq lists its product as uncharacterized. Bases 1 to 1020 code for a protein of 339 amino acids. Gene Ontology annotation, molecular function: protein binding. The record is from RefSeq and is a predicted model, not a curated record. Gene Ontology annotation, cellular component: cytoplasm; nucleus. The transcript has a single exon. NCBI's taxonomy places the organism in Eukaryota, Fungi, Ascomycota, Sordariomycetes, Hypocreales, Nectriaceae.
AUGGGGGCGAAGGCCCAGGAAUCGGUUACCAGUUCAUUUCCGCUUGGCUUGGCCGUGCUGGAGUCUCCUCAUUUGAUUCCUAGCCUCCUCGGAGCCGGUGCAGAUAUAUCGAGCAUGUUCAAAUGGGAUUCUGCAGACUCAGAACAAAAGAGUGCAACGAUGCUUGAGGUGGCUGUUGAAUCAGCUAUAGCUAGUCGCUGCCUUGAUGUCGUUAAGAUUGUUUUACGUUUAGGUGCACCGGUGAACAGAGUUUUACCAGACGCCAAUAUGCCUUCUGCUCUUCAGCUAGCGGUUACUCAAGAAUUUGAAUGCGAAAAUUUGAGCGAAGAUCUCACGGUGGAGCUAGUUCAGCUCCUUCUAAAACGGGGCGCAGAUAUUCACAUUCCUGACUUCCUCGGUUUUUACCAUAUUCCAGAUAACUUCUACGGGGGGUUUUCGGAUGCUGUUAGGAUGACACUUUUACAUUCCGCAGAAGCACAGGGUCGUACAUCUUUAGUUAAGGCCCUGGUUUGUGCGGGUGCAGAUGUCAACGAGCGAGCAGGAGAGAAGGGCUUCACGGCAUUCCAAGUGGCCGCCCGGUUUGGGAACGCAGAGAUGGUAAGCUACCUGAUACAGUCAGGUGCCAAUACCAAUGUGCCACAAAUCAUGAUUUUUGAUAAGCCUGCACUGGUCGCGGCAGUGGCAAAGGACGACUUGGAAUUGGUUUCUUUACUGCUUCAGACUGGAGCAGACCCAAAUAUCACGGGAAUGAUCGAUGUCGGUCCUAUGCUGAAGAUGACGGCGUUACAAACAGCAUCAUGCCAGCCUGAAAGUCUUUGGUCUUCAGAUGAUAGUCUAACGAUUAGGCUGGAGAUGGUGAAACUCCUCCUGGACGCAGGGGCUGACCCAAAAACACCACGAUUUACAACUGAUACAGAAGACAGGUCCCCGCUUGCCUGGGCUGUUUUUUCUUACGACACUGAUGUCGUAAAGCUCCUGCUUGACCAUAGUAGUCGCUGCUUUAACCUGAGCCGAGCCUAA